AGUCAUACCGACCGCGAUUGCACGCGCGCACGUCGCGCCUCGCCUCGCCGGCACCCGCUACUCUCGAUAACGCGCCCUAUUUGAACACAACACUCGCUCUAGCUACACAAUCAUAAUAUAAAUACGUACUAUUUGCUAUUAUCGUGGUGGGCAUCGAUUGUCGGUUAAAACCUUCGCAAGUUCCAAACCGGCUCGGCGACCAUAUGAUCCGCAUUGUGCCCGUCUGAUCUCCGACAUCGGAGAACAGUCACGAUGUUUACCGAUUGAAACUAUCAAAAAGUGCAUUCGUCUUUGUGUAGACAUCCGUGUAAGAUGACUCAGUGACAGAAAACUUUCUAAGUGUUGUGCUGUUGUGACACGAUUAUGUUGGAGAUGUGAAUGUUGUCAAGUUCGAAAUUGGUGUUAUUUGAAAAGUGCGAUGGCUGGCACUAGUGAGGAAGGUGGAAGUGCGGAGGUGGAGGGUCCAGCGGUCGAAGGCCGCAAACGUGGUCUCAGCGGGUCGAUGUCGCUGCGGACACGCAAGUUGGGCCGGCGAUUGUCACGCAGCAUGUCAAUCGUGGCUUUGAAGCUGCCGGAAAAGGCCCAAAGCAUCACGAGGACAUCUUCUAAGUUAAUGCGGACCGGUACCCGCGACAAGAAAAAUCGCGCGUUCGAAUUGUCAGUCAUACUACCAGACAAAACUCAGAAACAGGUUAUGGUAGCUGGACAUAGUACGGUGGCUGAGAUCGUAUGUGAGCCUCUCCAGGAGACCGGUGCAGUAGUAGCAGGGCUUCCUACAGGGCCAUUAUCCGCGCCUCAAACUGUACCUCUCUCAGGCCCUUUACCACUUCCUUCAAUAUCAUCUCCGUCCGCUCCGCCGGCAGCCCUUCUUUUCCUGGGUGGGUCGAAAGCUCCUGUUGAUCCCAGAGCAUCAGCCACAUCAUUAGAAGGCGAAGUCCUUGUGGUAGAAUAUCAACCUCCACAAUGGGACGGCAAGGACCUCGAAUCUUUCAUUGCCUGGGAGAAAAUUUACGCUGCAACAUUGUUUUCGGCGUUGGAGUUAUAUGGAAAACCGUUGCUGCGAGCUGCUGUCAUCACAAAAGAAGAGUUUCAUCUACUAUUUUAUUACCUACAAUCAGUUUCUGAAGCUAGCGAAGCACUAACUGAAAGAAUGAGAAAAUAUAUUGACUCGGGGUUAUUAAUGAUUGAAGAUAAACAAAAAGAAGACGAUACUUUAUCAGUAGCUACAAAGAAAUCAUUGGAAGAAGAACCGAAAAGUAUUUUGAAUGAAUUAGUCAAAGAAGGACUUAUAUCCCAGCAUGAUAUUGAUGCAGUUUCAGAAAUAACUAAUUCAGAGCACAAUGAACAAGUAACCGAUAAUCAUAAAUCAGACGAUGACAAUGGUUCCAGUAUUUCUUCCAUAAGUGCUGGUCUCCGAAAGGUGAUAGUAGACAUACCCAUAGACUGCAAUGAAUCUGUAACAGAUAGCUCCAUCAUAGAAUCAAGCGAUAACGUGACAACUGUAACGAUAAGAAGCGGCGGCCAAUGUUGUGCGGAUCACAGAAUAUCAGCUGAUAUAACAGAAAACGUCUGGGCAAAUGUUCGAUGGGAUUUUCUGAAUCCAAAUGAUUUCGGCUACGAUCAAGUCCGCAGUGUAAAAAGAUGUCGUUCUGAUUCAGCAAUUACACCUGUGGCACAGCGAAAACAUGAAAAUGAAGAUAUUUAUGAAAGAUUGCGUGAUGAUGAAGUAGAGUCUAGUGGCAGUAUAACUCCAUACGAAUCGAUCGAGGAUUUAUAUGAUCGUAUAAAAAAUACGCCAUAUGCUAGUGCAGCAGUGGAAGAAUCGUCACCUUCUACAGAAAGCCAAUCUGAGCCACAAUAUCCUGAUUACUACGAAAAGUCGAGCACUACUCAUCAGAGUUCUACCGGUAGCGAAAAAAGUGGCGCCUCAUCCGCGUUUCCAUUUUCGAAAUGUGGUUCGAGCGAUUCAACGGGUGCGUUUACAUCGUGCGAGUCGACUAGCGGGAUCAGUACUUUCGCUACGAAAAGUAUCCCGGAGUCGCUAAAAAGUCGUGAAUUGCCGCCUCCACCGUCAGAGGCUGACUCUAGCGAGAGCGCGAUUUUGAUGAAGCAAUUAUUUAUGGGAGAACUGAUGGAUGCUUACGGAGAGUUCCUGUCGGCAUAUCCGUUUGCACGUGCUUUAUUAAGACGGAAGGCGCGUCGAGACGAGCACUUUACUGCCCUUGCUGACAUCCGCAGAGGAGCUGCCAAACAUACAAUUGCUGACUAUCUGGAGUUACCGAUCGAGCGCUUAGCUCAAUACGAACGGUUAGUAGGGAGUGGAUGCGGGAGAAGACGAGCCGCACGUCUUUCUGACCUGGAGCGAGUGCAAGACCUGUUCCCGCAUGACUACCUGGCGCUCCACGAUGCCGACGCACCCGCCGCACUUGCCUCACACCAUGCUCAGAAAUCGAAAAGUCUUCGCAAACGGCCAAGCCUGGACAUCGGUGGAACCGUCACCACUAACAAUAAUUCGUUGUCGCCCAGAACAUUUAUCAUGGAGGCUCCCGUCCAGUUGAAUCCUUUAGGAACAACUUCCCCACCGUUAGAACGUCAUUUGUUCCUAUUCAGCGAUCUAUUGCUAGUCGGGAAGUCACGAGGCACAAAUUGCUUUAAGCUAAAAGAGAGCGUGAGAUUGGCAGAAGUUUGGCUAUCAUUGCCAGAUAGUGAUGACACGGGCUUUCUUAUUGGAUGGCCGACGACUAUAGGGGUUGCUAAUUACCUCGCUACAUACCCAACACAAGCUGCCAGAGACACUUGGUAUAGAAAAAUUCAGAAUGCUUUAAACACACUAUUAGCAACAGAACCAAAGUCAACAAAUAUCCAGAUAUUUUUUAAAGAUUUGACAAGUUCAAUAGAAUUCUGUAAAACUGUGUCCAUUGGACCUGAAAUGAGUGCACGAUGUGUAGUGCGACAAGCACUAAACGUAUUUCAAAAUGGAGGUAAUGAGGGAGAUGGUGACGGAGAGGGAGAAGGAGAGAAUGAUGACAGUCGUUGGGGAACUGCUAACGAAUUCACGUUAUUCGUCAGGACCACAAGAGAUUCACCUCCGACACCCCUACAUGGGAUUGAAAGACCUCAUUCAAUACAGAUGUCAAGAAUAAGACAGACUUUAUCUAAUGAAGAUGGUUUCGACCUAGAACACGUGAACGCAAAGAAUAAUCCAUGCGGACUUGUUUUCGAGUUAAGAAAGAAAAACCAAGGAAUAAAAAACGGUAGUGGAACGCCAGGACGCGGGUUACGUCUACUGCGUCGUGGCGGACGUCUGUUCGGUGUUGCCCUGACAAGACUUUGUAAUGGCACACCACCACCCGCAUUGCUUCGAGCACUCACCCGUUUAAGAGUGGUCGCUCCCCUAACACACGGAGUAUUUCGCCGAAGCGCGAAUGCGAAGGCACUGCGGCUGCUGAGAGAUAAGAUGGAUGCCUUAGGCCCUUGGGCAGAAUCGUGCGCUGAACUGGAGCGUGCGCCAGUUUUGCUUCUGGCAGCUUUAGUGAAGGAGUUCUUCCGUGCUUUGCCACAGCCACUGCUUUCUGCGGAGCUCUACCCGGCCUGGCUGCAAGUACUCACGUUGUCACAAGCAGAAAAGGUGCCUGUAGUACGCUCCUUGCUACUAAAGUUACCUAAAGCUCAUUACACCAUGCUGACCUACUUCGUAUGCUUGUUACAAGCCAUCGCAAAGAAGUCCAACAUUAACCUUAUGUGCCCUAUGAACCUCGGUGUUUGUGUUGGACCCAGCCUUUUAUGGCCUAACGCGCCCUGUGAUAAAGCUCCAAAAGCAGUGCCAAUGGUAGUGGAACUCCUUAUAGUGAAAGCUGAAGCUUUGUUUGGACCACAGAUUAGUGGUCUACUUGGAAACGGCAGUCCUGAAUCUUCAAAUGCUCUACUUGAUUCAGGGGCUGAAGAAAGUGACAGUCUACAUUCGGUAGGCAUUUCAUUGGAUUCUAUGGAGCUUACUACACCACGCAAGGAAAAGUUGUCCCUAAGUAGAGAUUCAGGUUUAACCCUGUCAGAAGACGACUCAAAUAGCAACGGUGGAAAUAGCCCUGCGCCUAGAAAUAUCUUACAUAGUCUUUCAACGCCGACUUGUAAUCUACAAGACUCGAAACUUAGUUCACGAUAUAACACCGACAAUCAUAACGUUAAUGGUCUUCCUCAAGUAUCACAAAGACAAAAUAUUUAUUCAAAUAAAGCAGAAAUGUACAGUACAGUAAACGAAGAACUGUACACCACACCAUACACUGGAGAACGUUACGUGCAUAAUUCGAUAAACAUUGGAAUAUCUAAUGGUAUUGAUGAACGAAACUAUGUUUCUAAAACUGCACUCCAACGAUCAACGGCUGACGUUUAUGGACAAUGUCCAGCAAAGUAUAUUACUGGCCUAGAACCACAAAAACCACCAAGAAGUAUAUCAAAGGCAGCAAGGACAUCAAAAGUUUACAGUAUGUUUGCAGAAACACAAGAAACAGACAAAAAUAUACCGAACAAAAAUUUUAACAGAGCAAAAAGUUCUGACAAUUUGUUGGAAUCAAAGCAGGACUCGAUAGAAACCAAACGUGAUUUGGUUUCUAGUCAAGAAAAUAUUGUAUACAGCAAUAUACACGACCUUGCAAUGUUCACAGAAAACAUUCAAAGACAGAACCAAUACCAAUCUCGCACCGAAGUAACAGCGAACUCUAAUAUGAACUACUCCCGCGUUUACUCCGGGUGGGAUAAUAAAACUACUAGUUACAAUAGUAAAAACAGCAAUUGUUCGUCGGAAAAUGUUUAUGGACAAAUGAUAAACAAAAAGCAGGGGGAGUCAUCACAAAAUAAACAAGAUGGAAAAGUCACACCAGCAGCCACUAUUUUCACGAGAAAUGACUGGUCUCGUCAAGCAGCGAGGACAAAGAGUUUGGAAGUCAGUGACGAAAUCCCCACCAAUUCAGAGAGACCUCGCAACGAAAAUUAUGAAGUGAAUAUUGUGAAUGGGUGUCGAAAAAGACGUUUCGAUCCAGCACACAUGUGCACCAAAAGUUGCUCGGGAGUUCAAAUGAAAACUAGAGAGCAAGAAAAACACGUGAAUUCGCUUCAAAACUCUUACUCUUAUGUCGAUGAUCGUCUAAGUAGUAAGUCCGAUGAGAACAAAAAGUGUAGAUUAAAAAACUAUAACAACAAUAAGUUGAACCAGUCCAAAUCGUUGGCAAAUAUCAUAAUUCAUACUGAUUCAAGUAGCAGCGAUACACUAUACCAACCACAGAACUCGUUUAAUAGUAGAUCGACAGAGUCCCCGGCCAGUGAGAAUUCGUUCGAGAACUGUUAUACGACUCAAUACAUCGAACCACUGUACACCUCUGUCUACAACCGCACAAGGGAUAUAUUCCACGAAGAUAAAUACAACAUGUUCUCCUCCGAUAUUUAUAAAGCAACACCAACUGCCGUACAACCAGAGUAUCACAAGACGGAGGAACAGAAUAAUAAUAAAAAACCACCGCAUAUGCCUCCACCUGUUCCACCACGAAAAAUGAUCUACCAACGAGUUUUAAAAAAGUUCCAACCAGUUCAUGUGAACAAAGAGGACAAGACGACACGUUCCAAAUCUGUGCCGCGUCUCUAUUCGAUCAAUGGUUCUAACAAAACGCAAAAUGGCAUAGCUUUAGAUGGUUCUGAAUCUGACACGGAAUCAGAAUCUUACGUGUGA
Diatraea saccharalis (sugarcane borer) is the source of this 5719-nucleotide messenger RNA. The record is from the annotation of a GenBank genome assembly. Lineage: Eukaryota; Metazoa; Arthropoda; Insecta; Lepidoptera; Crambidae.